UCGGCGCGCGUACAGAACAAUCCACAGAUCGGCUUGAAUUGGACAAGACUAUGCGCUGUGACGCGCGCUCAAGGCGCACUUGUCAUCUGUAUCAAGUUGACAGGAAGACAGACUCGUCGCUGUUUUACCCACUGGAACCUUUACAGUAUUACUGUCCGGUUUAACACAUUUAAAAUCAUGGAUGCAUCCCUGUUUCAGUUCUUUAUUGGGGAAUUCGGCGACCCCAACUGUACUCUUAUGGACGCUUUUCAGGACACUUUGUACGAGAAUUCGUCUUUUGCGUUCAUGGGUCUCGAUGGUAUGUACUGCAACGCCACCACGGAUGAGAUCGGAACUUGCUGGCCGAGAAGCAACUCUGGUCGAAUAGUUGAGCGGCCGUGUCCGGAGUACAUCAACGGUGUGAAAUACAACACAACUAGAAGUGCUUACAGAGAAUGCAUGGAGAACGGCACAUGGGCUCUGAAGAGUAACUACUCCAGCUGUGAGCCCAUCUUGGAGGAAAAGAGGAAGUACCCCAUGCAUUACAAGAUAGCCCUCAUCAUUAAUUACUUCGGUCACUGUAUAUCUGUUGGAGCUCUCGUUAUUGCCUUCAUCCUCUUUCUGUGCUUGAGGAGCAUCCGAUGCCUUCGCAACAUAAUCCACUGGAAUUUAAUUACAACGUUCAUUCUGAGGAAUGUAAUGUGGUUUUUGCUUCAGCUGAUUGACCACAACAUUCAUGAGACCAAUGAGCCCUGGUGCCGUCUCAUAACAACAAUCUAUAAUUACUUUGUGGUUACCAAUUUCUUCUGGAUGUUUGUGGAGGGCUGUUAUCUUCACACGGCUAUUGUGAUGACAUAUUCCACAGACAAGCUCAGAAAAUGGGUUUUCCUCUUCAUUGGAUGGUGUAUACCAUGUCCGAUAAUUAUUGCAUGGGCUAUUGGAAAACUCUACAGUGAAAAUGAACAAUGCUGGUUUGGGAAGGAACCUGGGAAGUAUAUGGACUACAUUUAUCAAGGGCCAGUGAUACUUGUUCUUCUUAUAAACUUUGUGUUCCUAUUUAACAUUGUGCGCAUUUUAAUGACGAAGUUGAGAGCUUCGACCACAUCUGAAACAAUACAAUACAGGAAAGCUGUGAAGGCCACUCUAGUACUGCUGCCGUUGCUCGGAAUCACAUACAUGUUAUUCUUUGUGAAUCCAGGCGAGGAUGACAUUUCUCAAAUAGUUUUUAUCUAUUUUAACUCAUUUCUACAGUCAUUUCAGGGAUUCUUUGUGUCAGUAUUUUACUGCUUUCUUAAUGGGGAGGUGCGUUCUGCAGCAAGAAAGCGUUGGCAUCGAUGGCAGGAUAAUCACGCUCUGAGAGUUCGGGUGGCGCGGGCGAUGUCCAUCCCCACCUCCCCCACCCGCAUCAGUUUUCACAGCAUAAAACAGACCACGGCCGUCUGACCUUUCCAGGAUUGCUUAUCCUCAUUUCUAAUUCAGCCACACAGAUGGACUGCAAGCAUGCAGCCUGGUGGCAUGAGAGACCAACUGAUUGUUUACCUUUCUGACAGUCUGUGUCAUCCAAUAACCUGUGAAUUUAAUUUAUCUGUCAGUGAAAUUUUGACAGUGGGGCCUGAAUUGAAGGGUUGUUGGAAAGAAAUAAUAAUAAAUAAAAAAAAAAGGUAUUUUCUGUUUUGAUGAAUUGUAAAAUCAUCCUUUUACUUAGCAAUUUCCCCCGCUCUUUCAGCACAUCACUGAUUCUUGAGACAUGAGGCAAAACAUGUCCCUUAAAAAUCAGAUGAUCACUAGAAUGUUUUUAACACAAACAUACCAUUUUAUUUUUUCAUAAUUAUGACUUUUAUUAUUUUGUAUUACAUAACUUUAUCACUUACUACCUCUUAAAACCACCUGCCUCUAGUCUAUAACUCAGUAGAUUCAAAUGGAUUACAGUAUAUGAACCAUUUAAAACCAUGCAACCACACUGGUGUUGCAAUGUACAAUCAGGAAUAUCCAACCCACAAAUCCUUUUUGCCCCUGUCAAUUAGCUCUAAUGCAGUUGCUAAUCUGUUUUUGCUUCCGAUGUACAAUGAGCCCUGUAGCAUUCUUCAGACACAUCUGUUUGUGUCACUGGAUGAGGGAACAUGCUGUUAUUUUUGCUAAUCUCUCUGUUGCUCAGAUCUGUCUGUGCUGCUGUUUAAAGCUGUACGGUCCUGCUGCAGCCGGUUUUACUGCAAGUGAACUCUGUCUGGCCUCUAUGGAACUAGUUUCUUCAUGUCAGUGUGUGACAAAUUCCCCUUGUGUGAUUGUGCCCAGCAGCACAGGCUUAAGUCGUCAUUAUAACUGGAGAAAUGGAAGUCGGAUGCCCUGUCAUGUGAAGCUAUUCACAGUGUAGUGGCAUGAUCAAAUCAGAUCAUAAAUCAAAUUUGGGAUGCUGAUAGAUAAGAAGUGAAAUUAGGGCACCUUGAGUCAAAGAUCAGAGACCCUCUAUGGUGCCCAUUAUAUGGGGGGUGGACAUUAUACUGAUAUAUUAACCAACAAUGGGGUAAAACAGAAGGAACUCUCUCAUCCAUUGCUCUUGGCUUUUUAGCUGUAAUAAACCAUAUGAAACCGAACAUUAUUACAAAGUAGGGCCUAAAUAAUAAUAAUUUAAAAAAAAAAAGAAAAAUUGAUUGAUAAUUUGAUUUUAAUUGUAAAUCUUAGAGACAACUGAGAUUAUUAUUAACUUUUUACCUCUGAUAUAUUCCAUUGUAUCUGGAUUAACUGUGCAUAUAGGCUAUACGGUAUACAUUAGUUGUCAAAACGGUCUGCAUGUCACGGAAGGCUACAUUAACAACAUGCAGUAAGGCAAAGGAAUGUUUGAUGCAGCUUUACAGUUACAGCUUUUGCAGUUUACUUCAGAAUCAAAGCACAUGCUUGUCAUUUUCUACUAAAAAGAGCCUACUAAAAGCCUAAUUUUUUCGGAUAACAAAAAGUUUCAUAAUUCUGAAAAUUUAGUAGAAAUUUCUGAACAAAAUUAUCCAGUUAUUAACCGGUAGCCAGCAUUUAAAUAAUUUCAUUUGUUUUCAGUUUUCAUUUUCUUAGCUUGAACCUUUUUUAUUCCAUGAUGAUGAUCACCGGGGACUCCUUUCUAAAAUAUAAAGGCAGCUAGAAAUGUUCAUGUACAAAAAGACCCAUUUUACUGUGAGACAAAUAGUGAACGUGGUAUAAUAAAUAAAACAUGCUUGAAAAAUCUAAUAAUUGCCAUUGUACUAAAUCCAAAACAUAUUUUACUUUGCAUUAAAUGGACAGUGUAUUAUGGAUUAAUAUAAUCUUGAUUAAUUUUAUGAUUUCCGAUCAUUCUUUAUAAAGAGGAGUGAAAUCACAAUAAUGUAAAACAAAAUAAAAAAUAAAUAAAUAACAAAAUUUAAAUGUUAACUCUCAUAAAAAAUAUGAUUUGGAAUUUUUUGUCUCUCUCUCUUCCCCCCAUGGUUUUAGACCAUAGCUGUGUACAUUUCUUUGAAAAUCAUGAAACAUAAAUCAGAAUAUUGUUACUUUACAAAUACAAUUAUGUUAUUAAAAACAUUUCCAAAUAAAUAAAUAACUGCAGUAAUAUAAAUGAUUCCAGUAUCUAUAAAAAUCCCCAAUGAGGAAAUGCAUUUAAGCAAACCCAGGUUCAGAGUCCUAUAUGGUAAAUUUAAUGUUUUCUCAGUUUACUGUGAGAUAAAGUUAAAGGAAUAUUCCGCGUUCAACAGAAGUUCAAUCAACAACAUUUGUGGCAUAAUGUUAAAUAUUAUUUUAACUCUCUCAUUUUCUUUAAAAAAAAAAAAAAAAAAAAAAAAGCAAAAAUCGAGGUUACGGUGAGGCACUUACAAUGGAAGUGAAUGGGGGCCGAUCUGUAAAUGUUAAAAUACUCACUGUUUCAAAAGUAUAUCCACAAGACAUAAACAAUAUGAGUGAUUACAUGAUUUUAGUGUGAUUAAAAUCACUUACUAACCGCAUCUGUGUAAAGUUAUGUGCAAUUUUACAAAUUUGUUGCCAUGACAAUGUAAUGUCAACAAAGCCUAAAACCCUAAAACUAAUGUAAAAAUUAUGAUUUGAACUUUACAGCUCAAGAAAUACACAAGUUUUAACAGAAGGAUUAAUGAAAGUGCUUUUAUAAGAUUAUAAGCUUCACAUUUCUGCCUUUAAACCCUCCAAAAUAAUUGGCUAAAUGUUUUUUUAAUUUCUUUUUUAUUUUGUUUAUUUGUUUUUAUUUAUUUAUUUGUUGUUAUUAUUAUUAUUUUGUGGUAAUCAACAUUAUGCAACAAAUGCUGUGGCUUGAGCUUAACUUGUAUUGAACACUGAAUAUUCCUUUAAUCUGUGAACAUCUAUUUCACUUUUUAAAAAUGAAAAAAAAAAACUGAAAUGUGAUGUUAAAAAAAAAAAAAUACAGAAAUGUGAUUAAUAUGCAAUUUGAGAAGCACUUCAGCAUGUGAUUGCACUGUAUGGGUGACCCUGGAAAAAUAUUAAUUGCCCUUUUAAUACCAACAAUGCAAUAUGUUGUAGUUUUCUUCUAACAAAUAGCAACACCGUACCAUAGAGGGUUUAUGGUAGAAUGGAUUUAACAUAUAAGAUUCAUAAUUUGGGGGGUGGGGGGUGGGUUCCAAAAUGGCAGCUGUACGAGAGGUUAUGUGAGGAUAUUAUUAAAAGGAAGGUUAUGUGGUAUGUGAUGGAGCUGAUAUUGUAACUCCUGAACUGAAACCAGUCAGCUGAUGCUAUUAAAGCACUUCUUUCAUGAAAAAAGUUCUGAAAUAUGUCACAAGGAUGUAUAAUUUUAGAAAUAUCACCUUGCAAUUAAGCAGAUGAUCUUUGUCCAAAGCAGAUUACAAUACAGUCUACAACAGUUCCAUUUGAGUAACCUGGAGCUAAAUUGUGUUAGAACUUGAGUUAUUUUAUUACUGCUGUUCAUCUGCAAACUUUGUGUCAGCAACCAAAAUGAUCAACCAUUUGCCUACCUUUACCCAUCAGCCCCAUACACAGAGACUGUAUGUUUUAUAAACACAUUAACUGCAAAAAAUGUUAUUAUUUAUUGUGUGUGUGUCUGUUAUUAUUAUUAUUAUUAUUAUUAUUAUUAUUAUU
This is a messenger RNA of Myxocyprinus asiaticus (Chinese sucker), 5055 nucleotides long. Its product is annotated as corticotropin-releasing factor receptor 2-like. Gene Ontology annotation, molecular function: corticotrophin-releasing factor receptor activity; G protein-coupled peptide receptor activity; peptide hormone binding. The coding region runs from base 178 to 1422 and encodes 414 amino acids. Gene Ontology annotation, biological process: cell surface receptor signaling pathway; long-term synaptic potentiation; adenylate cyclase-modulating G protein-coupled receptor signaling pathway. Lineage: Eukaryota; Metazoa; Chordata; Actinopteri; Cypriniformes; Catostomidae. Gene Ontology annotation, cellular component: dendrite; plasma membrane; axon terminus. The record is from RefSeq and is a predicted model, not a curated record. The transcript has 12 exons.